Molecule: messenger RNA, 3147 nt
Organism: Halichondria panicea
Lineage: Eukaryota; Metazoa; Porifera; Demospongiae; Suberitida; Halichondriidae
Exons: 3
Coding region: 1626-3071 (481 amino acids)
Molecular function (GO): oxidoreductase activity; FAD binding
Source: RefSeq, a predicted model, not a curated record
GGCUGAUUCAUGAGACUACCAAUAUCCCCAGCUAACCAACUAGCUAUAAACAGAAAUGGGUGCUCAUAUCUUGCAGAGUCUGUACUUGCUGUGGACAAUACUUAGUCAUAUUGACGGUCAACCACAGUCUGAUAGCCCCUGUGGGAAGGAGCUAGUGGACAUUGCUGUGUUCCCUGAUGAUCCACGCUACAGUGAUGCCACUCACAUUUCGAACUCUGCAUACUCUAACAUCUUACCAGCAUUCGUUGCUCUCCCCAGAACAGUCUCAGAUGUCCAGCGAUGUUUGGCUUGUGCAUACCAGUACAAUGUUCCCUUCACUAUGAAAUCUGGUGGACACAGUGCAGACGGAAUGUCUACAAUCAAUGGUAGCAAUGGCAGUGCUUUUGUGGUCUAUCUUACGGAGAUGAGAGCUGUUGACACGGUUGAGGGGACGAUAAUUGUACAAGCCGGUGCAACGUGGGAAGACAUUUAUAGUGAAGUCAAGAAAACAAACUACUUAAUAGCUGGAGGAGAUGGUCCAACAGUUGGUGUGGCUGGCUACACCCUCGGAGGGGGGAGGAGUAUUAUCAGCCGGACGUACGGCCUUGGAAUAGACAAUGUACUGUCAUUCACUAUGGUUACCGUUACGGGGAGUGAUGUUGUUAUUGCUAAUUUCACCACAAACACAGACCUUUACUGGGCACUAAGAGGUGGUGGUGGAGGGAAUUUUGGAAUCGUGGUUAAUAUUACCUUCAAGUUACAGCCAUCAUUUUCCUCCUAUACGUUUGGCUACAUGGGAUUUGAAGGAGCUGAAACUGUCAAGCAAGUACUGUCGAUGCUUGAAGCCGACGGUUUUGACGCACAUUUUUCUAUGGAGCUACUCCUACAAUCUGGAAAUAGACUGAAUUUGACUUACACGACUUUAGGGCCUGUAGCUCCACUUACUAAGGCAACAUUGGCAAAGCUUGAGAAGAAAGCAUCAAACGUCUGGAGCAGAGUGUACUUAACGUUCUGGGAAGCAUUUGAUGCAAGAUUCCCGGUCCACUUGCGACUAGGGAAAGGUGUUCCUUAUGUUACAAGAGCGUGCCUUUUGAAGACAAUUUCUCCUACAGUUGCUGAGCUACUAACGAAGGUGGUUACUCCUGAUCAGUGUUUUAACAGCUUCAACCAGCUAGGGGGUAAGACAGCAGAAUAUGCAGCUAACACCACUGCCUACCCCUUCCGAAGCUCUGGGUUUGAAAUCUAUUCAAUAUGCAACUAUCAAGACAGUUCUGAGAAGGACCUCAAUAACAAGUACCUGCACAGCCUGUAUUCAGCAUUGGAUACAGCAUGUGAUGGUAACUAUGUAAACGAUCCUGAGAUUGACCUCCACAACUGGCAGACCAAGUACUACGGGGACAACUACCAACGACUGGUGGACAUUCAGAAAAAAUGGAAUCCAUUAGACAAGGGAACAUAUCACUACCUUCAGAGCAUUGGUUCUAGUUACAAUCCUCCUGACAUUUAUGUACAUGUAUAGCUAUAAAUUAUUUAUUAUAUAUUUUUGUUGUGAGAAUGUUGUUGAUUGUUACUCAGGCCCUCCCCCUUCAUCCAGGUAGCAACCAACGCCCACUGAACUUCAGCACACCCCUCUAAAAAGUAACAACAUGGCCACUUUCUUGGUAGCGCUUGGAGCAGUAACGCUUAUCUCUACUGCUUAUGGUAUAGGUCCAUGUGUAGAGGAGCUUGCAGACAUAUCUGUGUUUCCAGGGGAGUCGUUGUAUGACAACAGUACUGUUGUGAAUAAUCCAGCCUUUGCCGAUGUACUACCAGCUUUUGUGGCUUUGCCCACAACUGUUGAAGAUGUACAACGAUGCUUGGCCUGCGCCUAUCAGAAAUCUGUUCCAUUCACAGUGAAGGGUGGUGGGCACAGUGCCAUUGGAAUGUCUACGAUUGAAGGACGUGAAAAUGGUGCUUUUGUAAUCUAUCUCUCACAAAUGAAAUCUGUCGAAAUUGCUAACAAGUUUCUGGUGAAAGUUCAAGCUGGUGCAAGGUGGGAGGAUGUUUAUGACAUUGUUAGAGAAACAGACUAUCUAGUUGUUGGAGGGAUCUGUCCGUCAGUGGGUGUGGCUGGUUACACCUUAGGAGGAGGUUUUAGUUUUAUCAGUCGCAAAUACGGACUAGCUAUUGACACUGUCCACUCGAUGACUAUGAUCACUGUAGACGGAUCUCAAGUGGUGUCUGUAACAAAAACCACGAAUGCUGAUCUGUUCUGGGCGCUGCGGGGUGGAGGUGGUGGUAACUUUGGUGUUGUUGUCGAUUUCACAUUUAAGCUGGAGCCAUCUUUUCCUUCGUAUGAGUAUGGGGACAUGAUUAUUAAGGACGAUAAUGUUGAGAAAGCUCUUUCUGCCAUUGGAUCAAUGGAUUUGGAUCAAGAAGUGUAUCUGGACUUUUCCAUUGCGCCUGGAAAUGAAUUGCAUUUGGCCUACGUUAAUCUGGGACACAUUAGUCGUGCCACAGGAUUAAAGAUAUCAAUACUCAAAGAACUUGCAUGGAAACACAACGACAGGAAGUUCAAUACUUACUGGGAGCUUUGGAAACAUCAUACAACUAAUGUCGAGUAUUCCAGAGUUGAAAACAUUCCGAUCACAGUAAGAGCAACGUUUUUGAAAACCAUAUCUCCUUCGAUGGCGAGAAUUUUGGUUGAACUAUCGGUUCCUGCGAAUUGCUUUCAUUCGUUUAUACACCUUGGUGGUACUAUUGCUGACUAUGAACACAAGUACACUGCAUUCUUUCAUCGCACUGCAAACUUUGAGAUCUACUCAACUUGUAGCUACUCAAACGACUCAGAGAGACAAGAGAGUGAGCGAUACUUACUCGAUAUUUACUCCAUCAUGGAGAGAAGUGGUGAAACAGGAGGAAACUACGUGAACGACCCAUUUUUGGAUCUCAAGAACUGGCAGACUAUGUACUACGGUUACAACUAUGACAGAUUAUUGGAGAUACAAAAGAAGUGGAACCCACUGGACAAAGGAACGUACCACUACCCACUAAGCAUCGGCUCUGAUUACAAGCCACCGAUGAGGAGAAAGCAUGAACACUCUGAACUAUAACUAUAAUUAUUGGGUCAGUUAUGACUUCUAUUUAGUUAUGCAACUGAAUUGUUGCAUGAUGUGGGUGUAUAGAAAA